Dacryopinax primogenitus is the source of this 1557-nucleotide messenger RNA. RefSeq lists its product as uncharacterized. Bases 1 to 1557 code for a protein of 518 amino acids. The transcript is spliced from 2 exons. Lineage: Eukaryota; Fungi; Basidiomycota; Dacrymycetes; Dacrymycetales; Dacrymycetaceae. The record is from RefSeq and is a predicted model, not a curated record.
AUGAAUGAUCUGCAGAGGAAGAAAAGGUGGAGGGCCCUCAAGCAGCGUUUUGAUGCUUUGCUUGAGGGCAAGGGUGAGGGUGAGGUUGCAUACAACCCCAGAGACCAUGCAUGGUGUCUCUGGGUGCAUAGCAACCUUGAUGGAACUGUCUACACUCAGGUGUAUGACCCCAACCUGCCCCAUCUCCCCUACUGUGAAGGCCCCCCUCCUGAGCCUACAAGUGCUGCAAUCCAAUGGAUCCCCCUCCCCCUCUCCAACUUCUCCCCUCUCAUCCCCAAGCAAGAUCUUCAUCCAAGCAUUAAAGCCGGUGAAGAUCUGGGAAAGUGCAGCCCCACAAGAUUCAAUCCCCAGGACAAAAUGUGGGAGUGGGUCCGGGAGUUUGGUGGUUGGCCAGGCAGCAUUGAUCCCUGGUGGAUCAAGAUGCUUGUGGAGUUGCACGACCUCUACAUGUGGGCCAUGAAGCAGGAACUCGACGCCCUGCCCCCCUCCCUUGCCCUCAAGAAGUUCUUCAGCAAGCCUGAAGACUUCUGGGGCUUUUCAAUAGCCCAAAAAAUGCAUGAUCUCAUGGAGAUCAUGAUGUUCAAGUAUGCAUGCUUUGUCUGGCUGCAUACUCAGGCAAAAGUUCAAACUCUCACCAGUCUCUUUUGGUACCUGCAAGCAAGCAUCAAGCAUGGGCAGUGGGUGUUGCCAGACAUCCUCCCCUCUAUCAAGAACUUCAUUGGAGUUCUUGACACUCUGGAACUCCCAGAAGGCAUCAGGAUGCGAAUCAUCACUGAUGGCAUCCCAAUCCUUCACCCAGUCAUUCAUCAAGAUGUGAUCAAGUCCAAUCCAAUGGCAAUUGUGCCUUGGAAGGACGAAAAUCUCACACUUGCCUGGGUGAAAGAAGAGCACAAGAGGCUCUAUGACAUUCAUAUCAUGAAGGGCCACCCCAAGUUCAACAUCAAAGUUAACUAUGUCAAACCAAAUGCAAAGUCGAAAACACAAGCUCAACAAGGCUUGUGUGUGAACAAGAGUGCUCAUAAAUCUGGCAAGAAGAAAAUUGUGGAGGAGUACAAGGACUUCCCCAUCACUUUGGCCUUCAAAGCUGCCAAAAUCAAACUGGGAGAAGUCCCAGUUGAUGCUGAAGAGCUGCUGUGUGCCCUGCAACAGUGGGAACAGCAGCAGCAGCAACAGCAGCAGCCCUCCCUGCUCAUCCUCAGCAACUCCCCUAAUCCCUACUUCAACAACCCUCCCUCCUACCUCUUUGCACUCUCUCCAGAAUGGCAAGGAGGUGCCCCUUCCUCUCCCCCUCCCCCUCCUGCUCCCUCCACUCCCACUCCCACUACUCCCCCUCCUUGCUCUCCCACUCCUCCCCCUCUCUCUCCCCCAAAGCCCAAAAAUGUUUACUCCUGGUUGAACCUGGCACAUCGCAAGAUUAUCUUGGUGAAGGCUCAUGCCAAGCAUGCUGGGGAAGAAUACAUCCCCCCAGCUGAAGACGAGUUUGACACAAUGGCACAAGCAAGUGCCUUAGCAGCAGAGGAAACACUCACUGCAAUUAACAAGGCACUUGGGGAGUAG